This is a messenger RNA of [Torrubiella] hemipterigena, 996 nucleotides long. Lineage: Eukaryota; Fungi; Ascomycota; Sordariomycetes; Hypocreales; Clavicipitaceae. The record is from the annotation of a GenBank genome assembly.
AUGUUCUACCCCAUCAUCUACCCGCAAAACGUCGAGGUCUAUCAAAGAGAUACUUCCAACGGCAAGCUCUAUGCCAGCUUUCUUGACGCCGUUGAAGGCUUAUUCUGCGAAGGGGACGACCCAGCGAUUGACGGCAAGCCUGGCUCCCACGCCUGCGGUGCUUUCAAGCCAGCCAACGUCAUUACCAUUUCGUAUGCGGUUGUAGAAUGGGCCUUUUCACCUGCCAUUCUGCAGCGUCAGUGCAACGAGUGGAUGAAGCUUGAUCUCCAGGGCACAUCCGUCUUCCACGCGAGUGGCGACGUUGGCGUCGUUGGUCCGGUAUUCGUCUCCUGCUCAGGCAGCAACAAGUCCAUCUUCAACCCAAUCGCUACCGCUACAUGCCCGUACAUCACCACUGUUGACUCUACAGAAAUGCAGAAAGACACCUCUGAGACGGGUAAGGAAGUUGUUUGCAAGACGCGCUACUCGCCUGGUGGUGGCUUCUCCAACGUCUUCCCCCGACCUGACUACCAAGAUGCGGCUGUAUCAGCGUAUCUCGCGAACCACGCCGGAAACCUUACUAGCUACAACAUAACGGAGACGGCAGUUCCCGUCGAUAGCUCGGGAGGCAGGUAUAACAGAGCUGGCCGUGGAUAUCCAGAUAUCUCUGCCCUCGGCAGUCAUAGUUAUGUCAUUUUAAAGGGAGAGGAGAAGCAUUAUGGAGGCACCUCCAUGUCAGCCCCCAUUGCUGCGGCUGUGUUCAACCGCAUCAAUGAAGAGUGCCUUGCUGCUGGUAAGAAGACUGUCGGUUUUGUCAACCCGGCUUUGUAUAAGAACCCGUCCAUGUUCCAUGAUAUUACGCUCGGAGGCAUGCGCAAGGUACGCCCUGCUGCAUGCGGGGGUGCGAGCUUUGACGCAACUCCUGGCCGGGACUCCGUCACUGAUUUGGGUACGCCCAACUACCUGGAAAUGCUGAAAUACUAUAACUACAAUUAUUUAAAGGUAGCCAAACUAUGA